ACAAUUGCUCGCUAUCAUUGCAGCUCAUUGUUGUUAUUGCUAUUAUUGUUGUUGUUUUUAUUAUUGUUGUUGCCACAGUUUGUACUUUUCUCCAUCGCUAACUAUACAUGACAUUAUGCCAUUAUCGUCGGGCUAUGCUGCGCUUCUUCGCUGUGGUCAAAGUCAGUACGGGCUUCCACAGCCCGAACGCCCGACCACAGCACGUCGCCAGUCAUACGCCAAGCUUGGCACAGCGCUGACGCUUACAGCUAUCGAUUUUUCGCCGCUCGAAAAGUGCGAAAGUGAAACGCGCGCAAACUCGUGCUCGCCAAAUUCGCGUUGGCUUUUGAGAACUGUCAGUGCAAAUGUCAGUUUGCAAGCGCAGUUGACAGAGAGCGAGAGUGAAAAGUGUGCUACGUGAGAGUUUUGCUAGUGAAACAGCUGUCAUUUGUUGUUUGUUUAUGAAAAUGCUUUGAAAAAGAGUUGCAAAGUGUGUGGUUUUCAGGCGAUUGACAAAUUUCGUUCGCUGUUAUUGCUUUGUGUUGUUGUUGUUGCUGCUGACACGCUGGUGUUGCACCAAAUGUUGCGUGUUGCUGUAGGUUAGUGUUACCGUUUUCGUAAUUAUUGAGCAGUUUGUUGAAAAUCUGACAUUUCGCCGGAAAACAAGUCGGAAGUGAGUGCCAAUAAAGUGUACGGCUUUUUUUUCGAUAAAACGGCGGCGGGAGCGACCGCCAAGCGUUAAGCCCAGAAAUACAGCUGUAUAAGUGGAAUUAAAAGCAAAAUCGGUGAAAAAAGAUAUCAAAGCAAAAGCUUACUGUUAUAAAUAGGCGAAGAUGUGUGUGUGUGUGUGGCAGACCUGCGGUUCGAACCAUAAACGUGCAAACGCCAGUGAAAUGUUUUAUAAAAACCAACAAUAAUGUGUAAUGGAAAAGAAUAAAUGCAAAACGAGUGCAUAAAUGCUGGUGAUUUGGAACGGAAGUAUCAUUUGCGGCCAUUAGCAGCGUCAUAAGACACUGCCAACGCAGUGUCCAGGGCGGAGGCAACCAUAGAACCGAGAGUGCCCGCUGGCGCUGCAAAUGCAUCUCACUCUUACUUAGGUUAUAUAGAAUUUAGUGGCUGGGGUGGUCGGCAUACUUAGUAGCCUCAAUAAUUCAAUGAAAAUCAAAUUUAAUUUAAUUGAGAAAGUCACGAGAGCAACGCAUUUGCGAAUGAAUGGCAGCGACAGCAAGCAACAAAAACGAAUGAAAACCAUGUCAGAAAGCUACAACAACAACGUGAAAAAGCAACAGCAAGUAGCACAACCAACAGCAGCAAAAGCAAAGCGAAACACAUUAUGAAAUAUUAACAAAAUAAAACCCAAACACAACAAUAAAAAUGUGUGUGUGUGCAGCAAAUUGCUUACAAGUUAAUGCCGCACCCAAAUUUAUAGUUGAAACUUAUAAGCAAUCGCCAAAUAAAUAUUAUAAGUAAAUAAGAUCAAAGCCCGAAUGGCGAAGAUAACUAUAUGACAACUAAAUUAAAGUCACGUAGUCAAUAUAAUGUACAAACAUAUAUGUACAUAUGUAUGUGUUUAUUUAACUAGCAAAUUAUUAGCACAAUUGAUGAAAAGUGAUCACAAAGAAGUUUUAAUUAGAUAUUUUACUGGGAAUAUCCAAGCGCAAAAAAAUAAAUAGAUACAAUAAAAAUAAACUUUACACAUAAAAUACAUUAACAAAAAAAAAAAAACAAUGUAUGAAUACAAACACAUUCACAACAUGAUAGAAAAAUAAAACAGUUAAUAAUAAGUAAUAUGAAAACAUCAUCAUAGCAAAAUAUCAAAGUGAUUUUUAAAAUAAAAGUAUUAAAUAAUGAACAAAAAAUAAAAAAUAAAAAUAUUUAUAAUACAAAAUUUAAUUUACGAAAAAAAUGAUAAAGAACUGUGAUUGAAAAAAGAUACCAAAAAUACACUAAAUAAUAAAGGCUUUCGAAAAAACCAAAAAAAAAUGUAAAAUUGUUUUUUUAAACAACUUCGAUGGGUUUUUAAAUAAAAAAAAAACUUAAAACAAAUCUAAACAAAAUAAUGGAAACACACUACAAUCAACAAAGAAAUAAAUAGUAACCCAAAAAUUGUGUACAACAACACCAAGCUCAAAGUUAGGUAAUGAAAAAACGAGCAAUUAAAUUCAGUUUCACCUCAUCGCUUUCCUAAUAAAAGCCACACGAAGGACACAAAAGUCAAAUCAAAACAAAAAAUAUUUGGUUAUUACAUAAUCAAAGAAAAUUUUGGUUUACUUACAGUUCGCUCGAACAGAUUUACAGGCAAUUCCGGUGCUAGGAAAUUAUUUUCCUCCAACAAAUUAGCCGCAAUCAUAAUUAAAACGCACCUACUCAAGCGCAUCGACUAACGCCGAAAGUAUGGGCAAUACGCAAACAAACAAUAGCGCACCAGCUCAUGAGCCGCAAACGCCGACAAAUGGCGCAGGUGGUGGCACUGCUGGCGCUGGUGGCACGCUGAAAAGUCGACGUGGCAGUCGAGUGAAAGUUUUUGCACGUUUCAGUCAAAGGAAACAAGCAACGCAGCAGCAACAGCCGACCGCGUCCGCGUCGAAGGAGGCCAUCGUCGCCACACCCACAUCGACUUCCGCUUACGAUGACUCGAUCGAGGAGGAGCUGCUGAUGCUACGCCAAAGUCAUGCGUCUGUGAUAAGGCAAUUGGAGGAUGAACAAAUGGAUUUUCGAAAAAUCCAAAAACCGCAAACGGCAAAGAAAAAGAUAUCGAAGUUCUUCAGCAGAAAAGUGGAUCAUGAGGCGAUGACAGUGGAAACAACCGCAACAGAAGAUAACAAAAAAUUGACAGGUACCAAACCAAAGCGACCCGCACCAAAACCGCCUGAAAUAAAAGAAACGCCGACAGUUGUUUCAAAAGCAAGCAAAACAAGCACAGAACAAGCGAUAACAGCAACGCAACAAGUGAAAACAACAAAAUCAACAACCACUGUAAGCAAAGAAAUAAAAUCAUCAAAAGAUUUCGAAUACACAGCACCCACAAGCCGAUCACCAAAGCGAGAGCGUGAAGAUCACCGUGAGUUCAUUGAGCAUCUCUUCGCUGCGGUCGCCGAUAAUAGCGGCAGCGAAGCUGUUGGCAGCACAAUAUAUAGCGACGCCGUUGGAGCAACAGACGAAGAGCGAGAAUCGUUAGACUACGAUGAUGAUGACGGCUACAACGUGAAUAACGCUGGUGUUAUAUCGCGUGAGACAACGAAUGUUAGAAGCAGGCAAGCAAAACAAACACAAAAACAUGCCAUAGAAGCUGGCCAACUGGAAGCAUCAACAGUUCAUUCCACCACGACGCUGGAAGAUUUCCAAGCGCUACCUACUACGCCGACAAUAAACAACAACGCUGCCACCAAUAGGAAUGUCAACGCAAAGGAAAAUGGCGACGGUUCGGCGACUUACGUGAAACGAGUUGAAACGUCAAAAAUUCGCAUUGACAGUGAAAAAGACAGCGACGCGGCGCAAUCGAUUAAUAUAAUUGUUGCUGCCGAUUGUGGUGUAAGCAAGCCACAGCGGUGCACAUAUCAGAGGCGCCAAGUUAAAGGUGAAAUUAAUGCAUCAUCGGAUCAGUGUGUUGAUAGUGAAAAAUUGGAAAAAUCGGUUAAAUCCGAAACCUACGGUAAGCGUGUAAAGAAUGCGAAGAAAUUGUGCGUUCGCAAGUUGGUCGUACAAACAGAAUCGUGGAAAACGGCGAAUGCCAUAAAACGUGUUGAAGUUCAAUAUCGUGAAGAGCAGCAAACGAAAGCACAAGAGACAGCAGAAAGUGUAAACGAGCAGACGGUGGGAGCAGAAAGUGCAAUUACACGCAAAGAAGCCACAGACACACUCGAUGAAGGGGAAGUCUAUGAUGAGUACAACAACAUGCUCAUCUCCUCCGGUCGCCAUAGUGCACGGCAACAGCCACAACUACAGCAACAACAUCAACAACAACAACAUAACUAUGAUAUUGUUCUACUUAAAGAAUUGUCAACAAGUUCUGAUUCACUCUUUACAGACCCUCUUUCACCGCGUAGCAUUGGCGAACAACAACAACAGAGUGCAGAGACGACUGCAAAUGAAACGGACAAACGUACACACUUACGCACAUACAAUCGUUUGGCAGCGCGUGGCCUCAACGAUUUGCCAACGCUUAUUAAAGAUCGACCGAUCAGCGAGAUCAGCAUAACAUCGGCCGAUACUUCGGGUAUACUCUCGCCGACAACAGCACGUGCUGUGUACGAGCUACAGCGUCGACAUCGCGCCGAUAAGGUAGCACAUUUGUCCGUCUCACAAACGACAUACUUGGAAUUAGUGCCCGACGCGAGUCCCGAGCUCGAGUCGGAUAGUCCGGAUGAACAGAUGGCAUUGCAAUUGGGUAAGAAAUUGGCACAAGUGCUAAGUAGUAGCGGCAGUAGUGGCAGCGCAGCCACAGUGACGCCACAAGAUAAUGCCACCGUGGGCACUGUGGGCGGUGCGGAUCUCUUCGGUAAUCUGGCGAAGACCAAGAAAAUUGAAUUGCAUAAUUUAUCGUCGCGACUGGGAACGGCAGCAACUACAACGCCAACUGAGGAGAAAACAGAUGCCAGCACAACGAACAGCAAACAGUUGCCGCCUUCAACAGAAACUCAAUCAACCGUUAUAAUUUCGUUUAAAUCAUCGCAAACACCUGUUCAGUCUCAGCAACAGCUACAGCUACAGCAACAGCAACAAUCGCCAGCACCAGCGACACCGCCUCCAACGACAAGAACGAAACGGGAAACCGCUAGCGUGUCAACCCCAACCACAACCACAGCGGCGGCGACGGCGGCGGCUGGAACAGCAUCGGAAGUUGCUGCAUCAACGCCUACGAACGCUACAAUAACAACUACAACAGCAACAGUUUUGGCAUCCACAGAAACUGGCGCUCUAACGGCAACACCUUUGACACCCGCCACACCUAGCAACAAUGUACUCAAACGUGUCGCUUCACUCACGGCUGAGAAGGCAGCAGCUACAGCAGCCGCCGCCAACGCUAUUAACGCCAAUGCAAACGGAAGUGCGAGCGCCACCGGCAUGGCCGCGCAUUUGGAGUAUAUCAGCGGCUGUCGGCGUCUAUCUUAUGUGCCGGAGAAGUUAAGCUUCGCUGCGUAUGAAAAGUUCGAAGGUCAAAUGCUUAUGAAAUGGCUGAUUUCAUCGCUGCAACAAUCGGGCAGUAAUCUCAAUGAACAAGACUUAAAUAAUCUAACAAUACAGUAUUGUAACAAUCUAAUAAAUGUGGGUGUGUUAAAGCAGAUCUCCGAGGAAACGGAUAUUAAAAACUUCAGUCCUUAUUAUAUGUACCAAUGGACCCAUACAGAGGCGCCAACCACAUCUGUGCCUCUGACGCCUGGCAGACUGGACACAGUCGCAGUUUGGCCCCAUUGCAGUACACCCAGCACAGUGCCGCGCAUACCAAAAGGCGUACAAGUGGAUACCACCACAGGUGAUCUCACAUUUCAACAGAAUCUCCGCAAGCGGCUGCUUGCCUGUGGCAACCUAAUCGAAGUGCACACGGUGGUCAACGAGUUGCUCAAUGUUAACGAAAUGACACGGCGUCCAUCAAAACGCUGCAUAGAAUUAACCGAUCUUCUAAAUGCUAGUGAAGCGACGAUUUACGAAAUUGAAAAACCAAUAGUAGCGCCAGCUAGCGUUGUUCCUGCGAUACCCCGGCAAGCUCUACAAGAUAUAGCAAUACAGACUGAUGAAAUAUUAGUGACGGCUACAACCACUUGUCUGCUAUGUAAAGUGAAAACGAAAGAAACCAGUGAUCAAGAGAUGCAAACGGAAGCGGAAGAAGCGCCGAAAGCGCCUAAACCUCCACCACCGCCGCCACCGCCAUUCAAUGCAGCACUUGCACCACCACCACCACCACCGCCUCCUCCACCAGCGCCAACAUCAUCAGCACCGGCACCACCACCACCUCCUCCUCCGCCGGGCAUGAAUGCACCGGCACCGCCGCCACCACCACCACCAGCGUUGGGAGUUCCUGCAGCCGGUCCGCCACCACCGCCGCCACCUGCGUUGCCUCCUCUAAACGUCUCAGCUAUGCCACCACCUCCGCCACCCGGCGCGCCAAAACCACCUUCCUCUGCCACGCCAGCCCCACUGCCAAACCCGACCGAAGGCGCUUGGUUUCACACCACGAAUACUCUACGAAAGACUGCCGUUAACCCACCCAAACCGAUGAAGCCGCUUUACUGGACGCGCAUAGUUACGAAUGCGCCACUACCUAAACCGCCACCGCCACAAGCCAGUACAGACUCUAGCGGUAGUGGUAGCUCACCAGACGAUGCCGUGGACUCAGCGACACCUAAAGAAAUCUGGCAAGAAAUUGAAGAGACAAAUCUCGAUAAUAUCGACGAAUUUACCGAACUUUUUUCGCGACAGGCAGUGGUGCCCAUCAGCAAGCCAAAAGAGAAAAAAGUGGUGCGUGUAAGGGCAAUGAAGGUGCUGGAUAGUAAGCGUUCACAGAAUGUCGGUAUUGUGUCGCGGAGUCUGCAUGUUGACUUCUGUGAGAUCGAGCACGCCAUCUACCACGUGGACACAUCGGUGGUAAGCUUAGAAACAUUGCAACAGAUUAUUAACAUUAAAGCGACAAAUGAGGAAUUGGAACUCAUCAAGGAGGCGGCACAAAGCGACAUACCGCUAGACUAUCCCGAACAAUUUUUACUCAAAAUCUCACAGAUCUCAAUGUCUACGGAGCGCAUAUCAUGUAUUGUCUUCCAAGCUGAGUUCGAAGAGGCCGCCACGGUAAUUGCGCGAAAGCUGGAAGUUGUCACACAACUUUCACAAUAUCUAUUUGAGAGCGAAGACUUAAAGCUUGUUUUUGCUAUAAUACUGACGCUGGGCAACUAUAUGAACGGUGGCAAUCGGCAGAGAGGACAAGCGGACGGAUUUACAUUAGAGAUUUUAGGCAAACUCAAAGACGUUAAGUCGAAGGAGUCAAAUACAACGUUACUACACUUCAUCGUGCGUACCUAUAUAAGUAGGCGACGAAAGGAAGGCGUACAGUUGCUGGAAAUGAUAUUACCUAUACCCGAACCCUCGGACGUAGAGCGUGCUGCACAAGUGGAUUUCGAUGAGGUUAAACAGCAAAUAAUGGAACUGCAUAAGAAACUUAAAGCUAAUCAAAAAACCACUGAACGUGUUGUAAUCGCCUCAACCCCCAAUACUUUGGAACCAUUUAAGUCGAAAAUGGAAGAGUUUAUAGAGAGCGCCACCAAAACGAUUGAUAAACUUAACAAAGAUUUGGAUGAAUCACGUUCGACAUUCAUCGAGACAAUGCGUUUCUAUCAUUUUACGCCCAAAUCACGUGCACUGGAGCAAUGCACGCCCGAUCAGUUCUUUGAGUAUUGGACCAAUUUCACGAAUGACUUUAAGGACAUAUGGAAGAAGGAGAUAGCCACAUUGUAUGACGACUUGUUACGCAAGUCGAAACAGAUACAAACACAAUCACGUAAGAAGGUGAAAACGACAAAAGUGACACCAGGCUGCCUUAAGGAACGUAUCUUGCGUUUGAGUAAAAAAUAAAUUUGCAUAACAGUUGGGUUUUUUUUUUAUUAGAAUGAGAGAAAACUUGUUAGAUAUAUAAAUAUUUUACGAAAGCAUUCAUAUAUACAUUAAUAUUGCUCUAAAAGCUUUUUACGCAUUGUAUUUAUUAUAUUUGUAAUAUUAGCUAAGUAGCCUUAUAUAAUGAUUAGCCUUUAGACUAAAUUAAGUUUAUAUAAGAAAUAUUAUUUUUGUUCUUUUUUUAAUCUACAGAAAAUAUUUAAUUCGAAAUUGUUAAAUAAAAAUGCUUACAUUAAAAAAU
Messenger RNA from Bactrocera oleae (olive fruit fly), 7819 nucleotides. The record is from RefSeq and is a predicted model, not a curated record. Lineage: Eukaryota; Metazoa; Arthropoda; Insecta; Diptera; Tephritidae.